CAGCUGGGCUGUUUUUUUACUCGUAUUACGGAAGAAAUUAGAGACCAAGCUGUCAAGAAUUGGAGACCAUGGCCCAGUCCAGACGCAACAACUAAUCCCCCCCUAAAUCCGCCCUUUUUGCUUUGAUUGGGAGGAGUCCUUGUUUAUUCCCGCUCCUAAUAUUCCCCUGUCGAUAUGCGCCGCGGAGCCUACCGGCAAGGGGUUGAGGAAAGCGUCAAGCCGGCAGCUGGGGCGGAGAUACAGAGGAGAAUCGAGAGGCAGAGACGAUCUUGCUUUGCCGACGGUGCAGCAGGGAGCCAGCAGCCAUCGGCAUAGACGGAGAGGAUGCCUCCGCGGGUGUGCGUGACCGGAGGCGGCGGGUACGUCGCGUCGUGGCUCAUCAAGUUGCUGCUCUCCCGGGGCUACGCCGUCCACGCCACGCUCCGCGACCCAUGCGAUCCGAAGAACGCGCAUCUGAUGCGGCUGGACGGGGCGGCGGCGAACCUGCGGCUGUUCAAGGCCGACGUGCUCGACCACGCCGCGCUGGCCGCCGCCGUCGCCGGGUGCGAGGGCGUCUUCCAUGUCGCCUCCCCCGUGCCCGCAGACAAAAUCGUCAAUCCUGAGACGGAAGUAAUGAUCCCCGCCGUGAAGGGCACCUUGAAUAUUCUUCAGGCUUGCUCAUCUAUGAAGGUUCAGAAAGUUGUGGUGGUGUCAUCCACUUCUGCUCUUCAUUUUAACCCCAACUGGCCUAAGGGCAAACCCAAAGACGAGAGUUGCUGGUCAGACAGAAAAAUCUGCAUUGACCAUGAGCUCUGGUAUUGUGCUGCAAAGACUGUUGCUGAAGAAACAGCCUUGGAAUAUGCAGAAAAAAAUGGGCUAAAUGUUAUCACGGCAUGUCCUUGUAUUGUGUUUGGUCCACAACUGCAACCUAUUGUCAAUACCAGCAGCGAACUACUCAUCUAUGUUUUAAAAGGAGGUCCUAAUGCAUUGAAAGACAUGCUGUGGCACGUAGUCGAUGUACGUGACGUGGCUGAUGCUCUGCUUCUGGUAUACGAGAAACCAGAAUCAUUCGGGAGAUACCUCUGCGCACCAGACUACAUAACCACAAGGGCUCUGUUGGAGCUGCUAAAGAAGACGUACCCUGACUACAAUUAUGUCCGGUGCAAGGCAGGUGGGGAUCUUAAUGCUAUAAUCACGCCAUUUUCGUCAGAGAAAUUGAGGAAUCUGGGAUGGAAGCCCAGGGAAUUGGAGGAGACCCUCCUGGAUAGCAUCGAAUACUAUCGAGAGAUGGGGAUUCUACAAAAUGUCGAGGCACAAACUUGUCGGCUUCCUGAUCUUUUCCGCCAUUUGCAUGCCGCUGAGGAAUGAUAUGAAUGAAUCGAGCAUGGCAGUCUCGAUGCUUUUACAUUUGCCAUGGUAUGCGUGCCAUUUCUGAAUACAUUUGCAAAUAAGGAAGGUUGCGUUGGAAAGGCGACGCUUUUAAUCUCAAGGAGGCCGGCGACCGGAUUAAGCAUCAAAUUGGCUCGGCGUAGAUUGGUAGCCUGGAUAACUUCUCAGUCCAGAUUAUACUUGCUCCUGACUUAUUGAUGUGAUAUAUUUUACAUUGUUACUCCGAGAUUUAGUUCUGAUGUUGUUUGAACAAUCAAGUUAACGAGGGAUUAAUUGCGCUGAAAACAAGUGUUUUUUUGUUCUC
Messenger RNA from Brachypodium distachyon (stiff brome), 1672 nucleotides. RefSeq names its product cinnamoyl-CoA reductase 2-like. The coding region runs from base 325 to 1347 and encodes 340 amino acids. Gene Ontology annotation, molecular function: oxidoreductase activity, acting on the CH-OH group of donors, NAD or NADP as acceptor. NCBI's taxonomy places the organism in Eukaryota, Viridiplantae, Streptophyta, Magnoliopsida, Poales, Poaceae. The record is from RefSeq and is a predicted model, not a curated record. The transcript has 6 exons.